This is a messenger RNA of Akanthomyces muscarius, 1242 nucleotides long. RefSeq lists its product as uncharacterized. The transcript has a single exon. Bases 1 to 1242 code for a protein of 413 amino acids. The record is from RefSeq and is a predicted model, not a curated record. Lineage: Eukaryota; Fungi; Ascomycota; Sordariomycetes; Hypocreales; Cordycipitaceae.
AUGCAAAUCGUCGCCUCUCUCGCCGCCGUCCUGGGCAUGGCCGCCUUUGCCCAGGCGCACAUGGAGAUGACCAACCCGCCGCCCCUGCGCUCCAGCAAGAACAAGUUCUCGACCAACGUCGACUACGAGAUGAAGUCGCCCCUCAGCCCCGACGGCAGCAACUUCCCCUGCCGCGGCUCCAUCGGCCUCGUCGGCACCGACCAGGGCAAGGCCGUCGCCGACUGGGCCGCCGGCUCCCAGCAGAGCCUGACCGUCGACGGCAGCGCCUUCCACGGCGGCGGCAGCUGCCAGGCCUCGCUCUCCUACGACAAGGGCAAGACCUGGACCGUCAUCCACUCCUACCUCGGCGACUGCCCGUCCGGCGCCGGCCCGACCUCGUACGACUUCACCGUCCCCGCCGACGCCGCCGCCGGCGAGGCCGUCUUCGCCUGGACCUGGUUCAACAAGAUUGGCAACCGCGAGAUGUACAUGAACUGCGCCGUCGUCAACAUCCAGGCCGGCAAGUCCAAGAAGCGCCGCGGCGUCGCCAUGAGCUCCCGCCCCAACAUGUUUGUCGCCAACGUCGGCAACGGCUGCGGCACCUCCGAGGGCAAGGACCUCCAGUUCCCCGACCCCGGCGCCGACGUCACCACCAAGGGCAGCAACUUUGGCCCCCCUACCGGCAAGUGUGCCACCGGUGGCGGCAGCAACCCUGCUCCCCAGCAGCCCUCGUCUUCUUCUUCUUCUUCUUCUGCCGCCGCCAGCGUUCCCGCUGCCAGCAGCUCCUCCGUCGCCGCCUCCUCUGCUCCUUCGCCCACCGGCACCCAGAAGCCUACUCCUUCCAUCCCCGGCGGCGUCUUUGCCACCGUCAGCGAGACGUCUUCCGGUGCUGUUGCUCCCUCGGCCUCUGCCAGCACGCCCGCCGCUCAGCCCACCACCAUCCAGACCUCGAUCCGCCCUUCGUCUGGCGCUCCCGUGGCCACCAACUCGACUCCCGCCGCCACCGGCUCUGCUCCCGCCGCCACCAACUCCGUCCCUGCCGCCACCGGCUCGACCUCCGCUGCCACUCCUGCUCCCACCGGCGGCAGCGGCUCUACCGGCUACGAGGCCGGUGCGGCCUGCGACGAGCUCGGCUCGUGGAACUGCAUCGACGGCAAGCAGUUCCAGCGCUGCGCCUCCGGCAACAUGUGGUCCACCCCCAUGGGCCUCGCCGCCGGCACCGCUUGCCAGCCCGGCGUCGCCAAGGACAUUGUCUUUGUCUAA